UUAGCAAUACUCUACUAUGAUUAUGUGCUGACGCUGCCAAGAGAGAUUGAGCAUUUCUGGAAAAGAGCCAAAUUUUCGCUAGCAGCGUCUCUCUUUGUACUCAAUCGCUACCUCGGCCUCUUCGGGACUGUGCUAGUCGUGAUAGAAUAUUUCCUGAAUCUGGCGCCGCAUCUACAGACGUAUCACGCAUAUUAUACAGUAAUAAGCCAAGUUGUCAUCGGAAUGCUAUUGAUGAUUCGCACCUAUGCGCUUUACAAUCGGAGUAGACGGCUAGUGAUCGGCUUCGUCAUCCUGGGUGUAGUAUUGUUUUCAGUGGUUCUACCAAUGCUGAGUCGUGGCAAAACCCACCAGAUUGUAACAGGGACUGCUGUGGGCUGGAUAGCGAUGAUCUGCGUUGAUACAACGAUCUUCAUCCUCACCAUGCUCAAAGCUAUCAGGAUGGCACCGUUUCUGCACCAUCGGGUCUUCGCCGUCUUGUUCCGAGACGGU
Molecule: messenger RNA, 489 nt
Organism: Dichomitus squalens LYAD-421 SS1
Lineage: Eukaryota; Fungi; Basidiomycota; Agaricomycetes; Polyporales; Polyporaceae
Exons: 4
Source: RefSeq, a predicted model, not a curated record